UUGUGUCUUCUCCAGGAGACUCCUGCUGCUUUAACUUUCCUCUCCAUUCCCUCCUUCCCCUUCGUCCUCCUCUGAUAGUGAAUGAGCUCCAGACAUAAGAGGGGAAGGUCGGUCUGACAGGGAGGGGGACACUGGGCAUCACGGCACACAAACAGAGACAGGAGGGGAGGAGGGGUCAGGGAUCGCCCUCACCACCCUCAGAGUGUCAACGUGCAUCAGUAAAUUACGCCAUCGGAAGGGCAAUUAUGUAAUCUGUCUCCUAACAACCGAUCACGAUCGAUUCGAACUCACGGAGAACGUGUGAUUGACAGGCGCUCGGCUGCUCUCUAUAUAAAGAGGAGGGAGCCUGGAGCCGGAGUCUCUGUUGUGCCUCAAGUACCGCUGACUGUGGAUGUACUGCACCAAACCUAAGUGGACUUUUACGCAUUUUACGCACGAGGUUUUUCGUCUAUUUUUUGGAGAAACUGAUAUCUGAUUGGUCAUCGACCCAGACCAAGAAAUUUGUAUUUGACAUUUUUUUAAAUGGUUCUGUCGGAUAAUUAGGUAAAUAACUGAAGAAAGAAUCGAAAACAACUACCUUUGUCAGACAUGAUACUCAGGAGGAGUCUCUUCUUGCUGCUUCUGUCAUUUCAUCUCCUCCAUGCAUUACCUAAAGAUGGUGAGCAGGAGGAUGAGACAGCCUUUGACUUGUUUGAAAUAAGCCACAUCACACGUAAGACUCUAGGAGCCAAACAGUUCCGGGGCCAAAACUCUGACAUCCCUGCGUACCGCUUCAUCCGCUUCGACCACCUACCCCCAGUCAGCCCCCCCAUACUGAAACAAAUUCUGCAACAGAUGCAAAACAAUGAAGGCUUUGUGUUUGUGGCCAGCAUGCGACAGGACCGGGCCUCACGGGGCACCCUGAUUGGUUUGGAGGGCCCUCACGGUCAGAGGCAGUUUGAGAUUGUUUCCAAUGGACGGGCCAAUACUCUGGACCUGGUGUACUGGGUGGAUGGCUCGCAGAAUGUGGUUUCCUUUGAGGAUGUGGACCUGUCCGACUCUCAGUGGAAGAAUAUCACACUUCACAUUCAUGGGGAAAACGCAAACCUAUAUGUGGGCUGCAGCCUGAUCGACAGCUUCAUCCUGGACGAGCCUUUCUAUGACCACCUGAAGGCUGAGGGAAGUCGCAUGUAUGUCGCAAAAGGAUCAAUCCGGGAAAACCACUUCAGGGGUCUUCUGCAGAAUGUACGCUUCAUCUUUGACACCCCAGUGGAAGAAGUCCUCCAGAGCAGGGACUGUGAGAUCACCACAGAAGAUGAUGCUAAUCUUGUGAGUGAGAGCACAGAAAUUGUAGAUGUGAGCCCCUCCAUCACUACAAACAUCAUCGGUCAGAAGGCAGAUGAGCUGGGCACGGAUAUGUGUGAACGCUCCUGUGAGGAACUAAGCACCAUGUUCCAGGAGCUCAAAGGCCUCCGUGUUGUUGUCAGUAACCUCAUGGACGGCCUACAGAAAGUGACAGAGGAGAACACGGUUAUGAAGGAGGCCCUGGGGAAAAUGAGGAACUCAAAGGAGAAAAACAUGUGUUGGCAGGACGGCCGGCUGUUUGAUGAUAAGGAAGACUGGGUUGUAGACAGCUGCACCAAAUGUACUUGCCAGGAGUCCAAGAUUGUGUGUCACCAAAUCACAUGCCCCCCAGUGGCAUGUGCCAGCCCUACAUUCGUGGACGGAGAAUGCUGUCCAGUUUGCAUGCCUCAAUACAGCGAUGAUGGCUGGUCGCCCUGGUCUGAGUGGACGGAGUGCACGGUCACAUGUGGGAUAGGAACUCAACAGAGAGGUCGGUCGUGUGAUGCAACUAGUAACCCCUGCACUGGACCUUCCAUCCAGACUCGCAAAUGCAGCCUGGGCAAAUGUGACAGUCGUGUGCGUCAGGACGGAGGGUGGAGCUUGUGGUCACCGUGGUCGUCCUGUUCAGUGACCUGUGGAGAAGGACAGAUCACCAGAAUACGACACUGCAACGCCCCGGUGCCACAGCUGGGGGGUAAAGACUGUGAAGGAAAUGGAAGAGAGACUCAGCGCUGCACAGCCAGUCCAUGUCCCAUCGAUGGUGGUUGGGGUCCAUGGUCGCCGUGGGCAACCUGCUCGGCAACAUGUGGUGGUGGAAUCAAAAGUCGGACAAGAGAGUGCAACAGCCCUCAUCCUCAGCAUGGUGGCAAGCGGUGCAGUGGAGAAGCUGAGGACAGUAACAGCUGUAACAAGGAAGAGUGUCCAAUUGAUGGCUGUCUGUCUAAUCCGUGCUUUGGUGGAGUGGUGUGCAACAGUUCUCCAGAUGGAUCCUGGGGCUGCGGCCCGUGUCCCGCUGGUUUUCGUGGAAACGGAACCUUCUGUGAAGACAUUAAUGAGUGUGAUAUGGUAUCUGACGUUUGCUACAAAGUGACUGGAACCCAGCGCUGUGUCAACACUGACCCAGGGUUCCACUGCCUCCCUUGUCCCACACGCUACAAAGGCACCCAGCCCUUUGGUAUGGGCGUGGAAGCUGCCAAGAAGAACAAGCAGGUGUGUGAACCAGAGAAUCCAUGCAAGGACAAGACCCACAACUGUCACAAAUUUGCUGAAUGCAUCUACAUUAGCCACUUUAAUGACCCGAUGUACAAGUGCGAAUGCCGGACGGGUUAUGCUGGAGAUGGGUUUAUCUGUGGAGAAGACUCCGACUUGGAUGGAUGGCCCAACCACAACCUUGUGUGUGGGGCCAAUGCAACAUAUCACUGCAAGAAGGACAAUUGCCCAAGUCUGCCCAACUCUGGCCAGGAAGACUUCGACAGAGAUGGUCAAGGAGAUGCCUGUGACAAGGAUGAUGACAACGAUGGAAUUUUAGAUGAGAGGGACAACUGCGCCCUCCUUUACAAUCCCCGCCAGUUUGACUUUGACAAGGAUGAAGUUGGCGACAGAUGCGACAACUGCCCCUAUGAACACAACCCUGCUCAGAUAGACACUGACCACAACGGAGAAGGGGACGCCUGUGCAAUAGACAUCGACGGAGAUGACAUUUUGAAUGAAAGCGACAACUGCCCCUAUGUGUAUAACACUGACCAGAAAGACACUGACAUGGAUGGAGUCGGUGAUCAUUGUGACAACUGUCCACUGCUGCACAACCCUGACCAGACUGAUGUUGACAACGACCUGGUCGGAGAUCAGUGUGACAACAACCAGGACAUUGACGAAGACGGUCAUCAGAACAACCUGGACAACUGUCCUUACGUGGCCAACUCCAACCAGGCUGACCAUGACAAGGACGGAAAAGGAGACGCAUGCGACUAUGACGACGAUAACGACGGCAUACCUGACGACAGGGACAACUGCAGACUCACGCCCAACGCAGACCAGCUGGACUCUGACGGUGAUGGACGAGGGGAUGUCUGCAAAGAUGACUUUGACAACGACAACAUCCCAGACAUUCUGGAUGUGUGUCCGGAGAACAAUGCCAUCAGCGCAACAGAUUUCAGGAAAUUCCAGAUGGUCCACUUGGAUCCUAAGGGAACAACCCAAAUCGAUCCCAACUGGGUGGUCAGGCACCAGGGCAAAGAGCUGGUCCAGACUGCCAACUCUGACCCUGGCAUUGCCGUAGGGUUUGAUGAGUUCAAUGCAGUGGACUUCAGUGGAACCAUGUAUGUAAACACAGACAGAGAUGAUGACUAUGCCGGCUUUGUGUUUGGCUACCAGUCCAGUGGGCGUUUUUAUGUCGUGAUGUGGAAGCAGAUCACACAGACGUACUGGGAGGACAAACCGUCCAAGGCUUUUGGCAUUUCUGGAGUUUCGCUCAAAGUUGUUAACUCCAGCACUGGCACUGGAGAAAACCUCAGGAAUGCUCUUUGGCAUACAGGGGACACUCCUGGACAGGUCCGUACUCUUUGGCAUGACCCCAAAAACAUUGGCUGGAAGGACUACACAGCCUACAGGUGGCAUCUGAUCCACAGACCAAAGACUGGGUUUAUAAGAGUUGUGGUCUAUGAGGGUAAACAGAUCAUGGCUGACUCAGGGCCAGUUUAUGACAAAACAUUCGCCGGAGGAAGAUUAGGCUUGUUUGUCUUCUCGCAAGAGUUGGUGUUCUUCUCCGACCUCAAGUAUGAAUGCAGAGACAAGCCGGAGUUGCCAACCGUGUUCACGAGAUAACUGAGCCGAGUCUUCAAGAGCAGAAGAGAAUUCAAAACACAGACACCAACAGACACCACACACACACACACACUCACACACACACACACACGCACACACA
Messenger RNA from Cynoglossus semilaevis (tongue sole), 4246 nucleotides. It is a transcript of the gene thbs2a, whose product is annotated as thrombospondin 2a. The transcript is spliced from 23 exons. Gene Ontology annotation, cellular component: extracellular region. Lineage: Eukaryota; Metazoa; Chordata; Actinopteri; Pleuronectiformes; Cynoglossidae. Gene Ontology annotation, biological process: negative regulation of angiogenesis; cell adhesion. Bases 589 to 4146 code for a protein of 1185 amino acids. Gene Ontology annotation, molecular function: protein binding; calcium ion binding. The record is from RefSeq and is a predicted model, not a curated record.